Megalops cyprinoides (Indo-Pacific tarpon) is the source of this 8519-nucleotide messenger RNA. RefSeq names its product teneurin transmembrane protein 1 (gene tenm1). Gene Ontology annotation, biological process: heterophilic cell-cell adhesion; signal transduction; neuron development. Gene Ontology annotation, cellular component: neuron projection; membrane. The transcript has 32 exons. NCBI's taxonomy places the organism in Eukaryota, Metazoa, Chordata, Actinopteri, Elopiformes, Megalopidae. The record is from RefSeq and is a predicted model, not a curated record. Gene Ontology annotation, molecular function: cell adhesion molecule binding; protein heterodimerization activity; protein homodimerization activity. Bases 321 to 8465 code for a protein of 2714 amino acids.
GUUGACUGCAUGCCUUCUCACUUCCCUCACUAGGCACACCUGCUAUUUCCCACUAUAUCCCUGUGCUGUGUCUCAAAACACUGACGGUAGCUAUCUGACGAAGCAAGCUUGACUCUUAACUGACUCGGGUCUCGCUAUUUUUCAAGGAUAAAUGAAGAUAGAGCAAAGAGGGAUUUAAAUCGUCUUUUUCUUACUCCACCCUCGCUGUGAAACUAUGGAAUGGAACUAAACCUCUGGUGUGAUCUCGUCUCGCAAAGGUUGCUCUGUGCCCUGUCUUGUGGAUCACAUGAUUUAAUGAGCGUGGCUGAGCUCGGCCAGCCAUGGAGCAGAUGGAUUGUAAACCUUACCAGCCGUUGUCCAAGGCCCGGCAUGAGAUGGAGCUGGCCUACACCAGCUCUUCGGAAGACAGCGACGAUGGGCGGAACCCACGCAAGUCCUACACCUCCCGAGAGACGCUGCCAGACUAUGGCCAGGACCUGAGGCUCAACUACAACAGCCACAGCAAGACGCGGAAAGCUGCUGACGAGCCCACACAAGAGCUGGAAUUCUGUGAGACACCACAGAUGGUGCGCCCCAGCUACCAGGUGGACCUGCGAUCGGGGCCCCAGCACAGCUACCCGAUGGGGAUGGGCUCGGAUGUAGACACAGAGACAGAGGGCGGCCCCUCACCCGACCACGCCCUUCGCCUGUGGAUGCGCGAGAUCAAGUCGGAGCACAGCUCCUGUCUGUCCAGCCGGGCCAACUCCAUGCUGUCCCUCACCGAUACUGAACAGGAGAGGAAGUCUGAUGGGGAGAACGAACUCCCCAGCAGUCCGCAGGGCCAGUUCACCUUCAGGCCCCUCCCCCCUCCGCCACCCCCUCCGCACGCCUGCACCUGCACCCGGCCCGCCCCGCACGCCCCCGAACCGCUUCAGAGGAACACUAUGCCGGCACGCAGCCAGGCCACAGAUGCGGGCGGCACCCCGACGGAUGGUGGACAGCUCCACAACAGCUGGGCCCUCAACAGCAACAUCCCUUUGGAGACCAGGCAUUUCCUGUUCAAGCAUGGGUCUGGCUCCUCAGCCCUCUUCAGUGCAGCCAGCCAGAACUACCCCCUGACCUCCAACACCGUUUACUCCCCUCCUCCACGACCCCUGCCCAGGAGCACGUUCUCCAGGCCGGCCUUCAGCUUCAACAAGCCCUACAAGUGCUGCAACUGGAAAUGCACCGCCCUCAGCGCCACCGCCAUCACCGUAGCUCUUGCCCUCCUGCUCACCUAUGUUAUCGCAGUGCACCUGUUCGGUCUACCGUGGCAUCUACAACGUGUUGACGGGCAGCUCUAUGAGAAUGGCCUCAGCAAACUGGACAAGGACUCGGAAACCAUGGACAUCGCCUUCUCUCCCAUCGAUUUCUCCGGUCCUAACAAGACCAACAGAAGUGACAAAGGAGAUAAAAGUGUGUUUCAAAGAGGGAGAGUGAUAGACAGAGGAGAGGUGGACAUCGGCACCCAGGUGACUCAGACUAUUCCCCCCGGCCUCUUCUGGCGUUUUCACAUCACUCUUCACCACCCUAAGUAUGUCAAGUUCAACAUUUCCCUGGCGCGGGACGCAUUGCUGGGGAUCUACGGGAGGAGAAACAUCCCCCCAACUCACACCCAGUUCGAUUUUGUCAAGCUGCUGGAUGGGAAGCAGCUGAUUAAGCAGGAGGCAAAGAUUCCAGAAGACUCCAGUUCUGUGCCCCGGAACCUGAUCCUCACCACCCUCCAGGAGACCGGCUUCAUCGAAUAUAUGGACCCAGGGACCUGGUACCUGGCCUUUUACAAUGAUGGAAAGAAAAUGGAACAAGUGUUCGUUCUCAGCACUGCCAUCGAAACCAUGGAUGGCUGCUCGACAAACUGCAACGGAAAUGGGGAAUGCGUGUCAGGCCACUGCCAUUGUUUCAGCGGCUUCCUCGGGCCUGACUGUGCAAAAGACUCCUGCCCGGUCUUGUGCAGUGGGAAUGGGGAGUAUGAGAAGGGUCACUGCAUAUGUCACCCAGGCUGGAAGGGCCCAGAAUGUGACAUUCAGGAGGACCAGUGCAUCGACCCCACCUGCUCCAACCAUGGCACCUGCAUCCAGGGCAUCUGCGUGUGCAUACCAGCUUACAAGGGCAACAACUGUGAACAAGUGGACUGCCUGGACCCCCAGUGCGCGGGCCAUGGUGUGUGUGUGAAGGGGGAGUGCCUGUGCUCACCCGGAUGGGGUGGGUCAGGUUGCGAGAACCCGCUGCCAGCCUGCCAGGAGCAGUGCUCGGGCCAUGGCGCCUACCUGCCCGACACGGGCACCUGCAACUGCGACGCCAGCUGGACAGGCUCUGACUGCUCAACAGAGGUGUGCCCUGUGCCCUGUGGCAGCCAUGGCAUAUGCUCGGAGGGACGGUGCCAGUGUGAGGACGGCUGGGACGGGCCAGCAUGCGACCACCGAGCCUGCCACCCCCGCUGUGAGGAGCACGGCCAGUGCAAAGAUGGGACAUGCGAGUGUCACCCGGGCUGGGAGGGAGAGCACUGCACCAUUGCUCACUACUUGGAUCUUGUUGUUAAAGAUGGCUGCCCAGGCCUGUGCAAUGGGAAUGGGAGGUGCACCCUGGAGCAGAAUGGGUGGCGCUGUGUGUGCCAGGUGGGCUGGAGUGGCAUGGGCUGCAAUGUCGUCAUGGAGACCGAGUGUGACGACAACACCGACAACGACGGAGACGGGCUCACAGACUGCGUGGAUCCAGACUGCUGCCAGCAGACCAGCUGCAGCAGCGGACCCCUGUGCCAGGGCUCGCCUGACCCGCUGGACCUUGUCCAACAGAACCAGACGCCCUUCUCCCCGCUACCUCCGCGCCUCUUCUUUGACCGCGUUCGCUUCCUGGUGGGCAAGGCCAGCACCCACAUCUUUCCUGGGGAUAUUCCAUUUGACAGCAGCCGAGUGGCCGUGAUCCGGGGCCAGGUCAUGGCGGUGGACCGGACCCCGCUGGUGGGUGUUAACAUCAGUUUCCUGCAGCACCCCGAGUACGGCUUCACCAUCAGCCGCCAAGAUGGCAGUUUUGACCUGGUAGCAUCCGGGGGCAUCUCUGUCACCCUGGUAUUCCAGCGCGCCCCCUUCCUCACUGAGAGGCGGACCGUCUGGUUGCCAUGGAACCAGUUUGUGGUGCUGGACAAGGUCACGAUGGACAGGGUAGAGUCACCACCCCCUGUUUGUGACAUCAAGACCUUUGUCAUCCCGUACCCUAUCGUCCUGCCCUCCCCCCUCACCAGGUUUGCUGGUGCCUGCAUGGAGCGAGGACCAGCCAUCCCAGAGCUGCAGGCUAUCCAGGAAGAGAUUACAAUUCCGGGCAGCUUUGUGAAGCUGAGCUACCUCAGCACUCGCGCCCCGGGUUACAAGUCCCUGCUACGGAUCAUCCUGACCCACUCCACCAUCCCUGCCGGCCUGGCCAAGGUGCAUGUGUCGGCUUCCGUCGAGGGACGGCUCUUCCAAAAGUGGUUUCCCGCCGCCCCUGGUCUGGUCUACGUCCUGGCCUGGAACAAGACGGACAUCUACGGCCAGAAAGUGACAGGCCUCACUGAAGCCAUCGUGUCUGUGGGCUAUGAGUACGAGUCAUGCCCGGACUUCAUUGUGUGGGAGAAGAGGACGGCCCUGCUGCAGGGAUUUGAGAUGGUCGCCUCCAACCUGGGCGGUUGGUCCUUGGACAAACACCACAUCCUCAACCUGCAGAGCGGUAUUCUGCACAAAGGAAACGGGGAGAACAUCUUCAUAUCCCAGCAGCCUCCGGUUAUCACCACCAUCAUGGGGAAUGGCUACAUCCGCACCAUCCCCUGCCCGAACUGCAACGGCCCCGCCCUUGGCAGCAAGCUCUUUGCACCUGUCGCUGUCGCCUGUGGCUCCGACGGCAGUGUCUACGUCGGCGACUUCAACUUCGUGAGGCGGAUCCUUCCAAAUGGCUACGUCAUCAGCAUCCUGGAGCUGAGGAACCGUGAUAUACGGCACAGCACCAGCCCGGCCCACAAGUACUACCUGGCCAUGGAUCCGGUGAGGGAGACCCUGUUCCUGUCAGACACCAGCAGCAGGAGGGUCUACAGACUGAGGACACUCACCGAGCCCAAGGAGCUGGCCAAGAACAUCGAGGUGGUGGCAGGGACCGGGGAGCAGUGCACGCCCUUCGACCAGAGCCACUGCGGGGAUGGAGGAAAGGCCUCAGAGGCCUCGCUGAACAACCCCCGAGGCAUAGCCGUGGACAAGCGAGGCUUUGUCUAUUUUGUGGACGGGACCAUGAUACGGAAAAUCAAUGAAAAAGGGGUGAUAGCGACUGUGAUCGGUUCCAAUGGCCUGACGUCCACUCAGCCACUUAGCUGUGACGCGCGCAUGGACAUCGCUCAGGUGCGCUUGGAAUGGCCCACGGAUUUAGCCAUCAACCCCAUGGACAACUCCCUCUACAUCCUCGACAACAACAUCGUUAUCCAGGUGUCAGAGAGCCACCAAGUGAGGAUCGUCGCAGGACGUCCCAUCCACUGCCAGGUCCCAGGGAUCGACCACUACCUGGUGAGCAAGUCCGCCAUCCACUCCACCCUGGAGGCGGCCAAGGCCAUCGCCGUGUCACACCAGGGUGUCCUCUACAUCGCUGAGACGGACGAGCGGAAGAUCAACCGCAUCCAGCAGGUCACCACCAAUGGGGAGAUCUCUGUCAUCGCCGGGGCCCCCUCUGAGUGCGACUGCAAGAUCGACCCCAACUGCGACUGCUUCUCAGGGGAUGGUGGAUAUGCCAGGGAUGCCAAGCUGAAAGCCCCCUCAUCCUUGGCGGUUUCUCCCGACGGCACGCUCUACAUCGCUGACCUGGGAAACAUCCGAAUCCGCGCCCUGAGCAAGAACCGGCCGCACCUGAACCCCAGCAACAUGUACGAGAUGGCCUCUGCUGUGGACCAGGAGCUAUACCUCUUCAGCGUCAAUGGCACCCACCUUCACACACGGAGCCUCAUCACGGGCGACUACAUAUACAACUUCACUUACUCUGCGGAGAGGGACGUGAGCACAGCUGUCGGCAGCAACAGCAAUGCCGUCCACAUCCGCCGCGACGCCAACGGCGUGCCGCUGUGGCUGGUGGUGCCGGGCGGGCAGGUCUACUGGCUCACCAUAAGCAACAGCGGCGCACUCAAGAGAGUCUCGGCCCUGGCCCACGACCUCGCACAGAUCACCUACCACGGGAACUCUGGUCUCCUGGCAACCAAGAGCAAUGAGAACGGCUGGACCACCGUUUAUGAAUACAAUACUGAGGGUCAUGUCAUCAACGUAACCUUCCCAACGGGAGAAGUGACCAGUUUCCACGGCAACAUGGAGAAGUCUGUAAGGGUGGAGGUGGGCACUUCAGACCGGGAGAACUUUAUCACAGCCACCAACUUCUCAGCCAGCAGUACAAUCUACACACUGCGUCAAGACCAUGCUCAGAAUACAUACCGGGUUAGCACUGACGGGUCCCUGCGCGUGACUUUUGCCAGUGGCAUGGAGGUGACGUUAAACAUGGAGUCGCACAUCUCGGCAGGCGUGGUCAACCCCACGGUGGGCAGGUGCAAUAUCACGCUGCCCGGCGAGCACAGCCCCAGCCUGAUCGAGUGGAGACAGAGGAGGGAGCAGGCCAAAGGCAACUACACAGCCUACGAGCGUCGGCUGAGGGCCCAUAACAGAAAUCUGCUAUCAAUAGACUUUGACAAGGCCACAAGAGUGGGAAAGAUCUACGAUGACCAUCGCAAAUUUACGCUCAGGAUCCUCUAUGACCCAAUGGGCCGUCCCAUUGUAUGGUCACCUAGCAGCAAAUACAAUGAGGUGAAUGUCACUUACUCACCGACGGGCCUCGUGACCAGCAUCCAGCGGGGGAACUGGUCUGAGAGACUGCAGUACGAGAACGGCAGAGUCAUUUCAAGAACCUGGGCCAAUGGGAAGAUAUGGAGCUACACCUUCCUGGAAAAGUCAGUCCAUCUCCUCCUGCACAGCCAGCGCCGGUACAUAUUCGAGUAUGACCAGACGGACCACCUCCUGUCCGUCACCAUGCCCAGCAUGGUGCGCCACGGCCUCCAGUCCAUGCUGUCGGUGGGCUACUACAGGAACAUCUACAGCCCCCCCGACAGCAGCGCAGCCGUCAUCCAGGACUACACCCGCGACGGCCGCCUGCUUCAGACCCUCCACCUGGGCACCGGCCGCCGCGCUCUCUACAAGUACACCAAGCAGUCCCGCCUGUCCGAGAUCCUGUACGACACCACCCUGGUCACCUUCACCUAUGACGAGGCCUCUGGCGUGGUCAAGACCAUCCACCUAAUGCACGAGGGCUUCAUCUGCACCAUCAGAUAUAGGCAAACAGGUCCUCUUGUUGGCCGUCAAAUCUUCAGAUUCAGUGAGGAAGGGCUCGUAAAUGCACGGUUUGACUACAGCUACAACAACUUCAGGGUGACCAGCAUGCAAGCCAUGAUAAACGAAACCCCACUCCCCAUUGACCUCUACCGCUACGUGGACGUCUCCGGGCGCGUAGAGCAGUUCGGAAAAUUCAGCGUCAUAAACUACGACCUCAACCAGGUCAUCACAACCCACGUCAUGAAGCACACCAAGAUCUUCAACGCCAACGGACAAGUGAUCGAGGUCCAGUACGAGAUCCUGAAGUCGAUCGCUUAUUGGAUGACGGUGCAGUAUGAUAGCAUGGGCCGCAUCACAAUCUGUGACAUCAGAAUCGGCGUGGAUAACAACAUCACUCGGUACUCGUAUGAGUACGACGCCGACAGCCAGCUGCAAAGCGUGUCGGUGAACGACCGGCCCCAGUGGCGCUACAGCUACGACCUGAACGGAAACAUCAACCUACUGAGCCAUGGCAACAGUGCCCGUCUGACCCCGCUCCGUUACGAUUUGCGGGAUCGCAUCACCAGACUGGGGGAAAUACAAUACAAAAUGGAUGACGACGGCUUCCUUCGCCUUCGGGGCAAUGUUGUUUUCGAGUACAAUUCCAACGGCCUCCUGACAAAAGCUUACAACAAAGUGUCGGAACGGAGCGCGCACUACCGCUACGAUGGUUUGGGUAGGCGGGUGGCCAGCCGGACAGAUGCCGGUCAGCACCUCCAGUUCUUUUAUGCAGACCUCAGCAAGCCGACCAGAGUAACACACAUGUAUAACCACUCCAGCUCUGAAAUCACCUCCCUCUAUUAUGAUCUGCAGGGCCACCUCAUAGCCAUGGAGCUCAGCAGCGGUGAGGAGUACUACGUCGCUUGUGAUAAUUCCGGCACCCCGCUUGCCAUUUUCAGCAGCCGUGGGCAAAUUGUGAAAGAAAUGCUGUACACCCCUUAUGGAGACAUUUACCAGGACUCCAAUCCCUCCUUCCAGCUGAUCAUUGGUUUCCACGGUGGUCUCUAUGACCCUUUGACAAAGCUAGUUCAUUUGGGGCGGCGGGACUAUGACGUGGUGGCUGGCCGUUGGACCACCCCAAAUUAUGACUUGUGGGCAGAGCUCAGCACCAGCCCAAAGCCAUUCAACCUGUAUUCCUUUAAAAACAAUUAUCCACUUGGAGAUCUACAGGAUGUCUCUCAGUUCACUACAGACAUUGGGAGCUGGUUGCAGCUGUUUGGCUUUCAGCUCCACAACGUCGUACCUGGUUUUCCCAAGCCAGACAUACAGAGCAUGGAGCAAACCUACGAACUGAUGAAGACCCAAACCAAGACACAGGACUGGGAUCCCAGCAAGGUGGCCCUGGGGAUUCAGUGCGAGCUGCAGAAACAUUUGAGGAACUUCAUCUCUCUGGACCGCCUGCCCAUGACCCAGGUCAGCAGCACACUGGGAGGCUGCCAGGACCAGAGACCCCGCUUCUCUGCCAUGUCGUCUGUCUUUGGCAAGGGGGUCAAGUUCGCCCUCAUGGACGACGUCGUCACUGCCGAGAUCAUCGGCGUGGCCAGCGAGGACAGCCGGCGCAUCGCCGCCGUCCUGAACCAUGCCGUGCACCUGGCUGGCCUGCACUUCACCGUGGACGGCCGGGACACCCACUACUUCGUUAAGUCGGGCCCCCUGGAGGAGGACCUGACGGCGAUGGGCAGCGUGGGCGGCGGGCGCGUCCUGGAGAACGGUGUCAACGUGACCGUGUCCCAGAUGACCUCGGUGGUGGGCGGGAGGACUAGGCGCUUUGCCGACAUCCAGCUGCAGCACGGGGCUCUGUGCUUCAAUGUCCGCUACGGUGCCACGGCCGACGAGGAGCGGGAGCACGUGCUGGAGAUGGCCCGGCAGAGGGCGGUGGAGCUGGCCUGGGCGCGGGAGCAGAAGAGGCUGCAGGAGGGUGAGGAGGGCGUCAGGGCAUGGACAGAGGGCGAGAAACAGCAGCUGCUGGCCACGGGCCGGGUGCCGGGCUACGACGGCUACUUCGUCCUGUCCGUCGAACAGUACCUGGAACUCUCUGAUAGUGCCAACAACAUUCACUUCAUGAGACAGAGCGAGAUAGGAAGGAGGUAACAGUGGCGACAUGCCUCACCGCCUCUCCUUCACCAAAGACUGCCUGUUUUUACA